AUGUUCGACGGGUUCAACCACCCGGGUUUUGAAAUUGGGCGGGCGCCCGACCCGGAAAGCCAUUCCAAUUGUGCCCGGUUUCUCGAAGAGUUCGUCGAGCUCAAGUCUAUGCGGGCCGUGGAUUAUCUUGUUCGGGGGCCCGGCUCCGAAUUUGCGGCGUUUAGUCGCGCAAAGUAUAUGAGGCUGGUGCACCCGAAAAUGGAAGCGUCAUUUUUCGGGGACACGAGCCUGCGGAGGCUUGUUGAGUCGGGAGACGGUAUUCCGGAUUCGCCAUUUUUUGCAGCGUUCGGGGACAUGGCGAAGCGAGUUUGGCUUCUGCAUUGCUUGGGUCCGGCGUUUGAUCCAACUCUUUGUUGCGGGGAAGGGAAGCCAUUUUUCGGAGGUGUAUAUGGAGAGGAGGUGUAUAUGGAGAGUGUGUACGGCGACGAGGUGGUGAUGAUGACUGCGGAGCCGCAGGUGGCGUUCGUAGACUUGCUCAAACGGUUCAAACCGCCGAUUACGGUUUGUCAAAAUAUCAAACCGAAAUCGAACCUUCGAAUGACGGUUUCAGUUACGAUUUGA
Andrographis paniculata is the source of this 561-nucleotide messenger RNA. RefSeq names its product protein GRAVITROPIC IN THE LIGHT 1-like. Gene Ontology annotation, biological process: response to red or far red light; negative gravitropism. The coding region runs from base 1 to 561 and encodes 186 amino acids. The record is from RefSeq and is a predicted model, not a curated record. NCBI's taxonomy places the organism in Eukaryota, Viridiplantae, Streptophyta, Magnoliopsida, Lamiales, Acanthaceae. The transcript has a single exon.